ACGAACGGGGUUAUGUAAGGAAGGAUCGAUACAGCGGAACAUGCGCGCACCCUCCGAGCAACCCUCGCAUAAUCGCUCGCGCGGGCCGCCGUUACGGACGUGCCGUGUUUUAUUUUUACCGCGUUUUGUUUCCCUUUCGUUCGUUUCCGUUUAUGAUUUAAGCCACCAUGUCGAAGGGCGACGGUGAACAACAGAACGGCUCCGGCGAGGAGUCCAAGACCAACCUCAUCAUCAACUAUCUGCCGCAGAGCAUGACCCAGGAGGAGAUCCGGAGCCUCUUCUCGAGCAUCGGCGAAGUGGAGUCCUGCAAGUUGAUACGGAACAAAGGAGCGGCCUUCCCGGACGCGCUCAACCAUGCGCUGCACGGCGGCGGCCAGAGCCUGGGCUACGCCUUCGUCAACUACCACCGCGCCGAGGACGCGGAGAAGGCCAUCUCCACGCUCAACGGGUUGCGGCUGCAGAACAAGACGAUCAAGGUAUCCUUCGCCCGCCCCAGCAGCGAGGCCAUCAAAGGCGCCAACCUGUACGUGUCCGGCCUGCCCAAGACGAUGACUCAGACUGAACUAGAGAGAUUGUUCAGUCCCUACGGCCGCAUCAUCACUUCGCGCAUUCUCUGCGAAAAUUCUGGCGGACGACCGUUCACCGGCGGAGAACAAGGCCUGUCUAAGGGGGUCGGUUUCAUCCGCUUCGACCAACGAGUGGAGGCGGAGCGCGCCAUACAAGAGUUGAACGGGACAGUGCCAAAGGGAGCGACGGAGCCCAUCACAGUGAAAUUCGCCAACAACCCGAGCAACAAUGGAAAGGCGUUGGCCCCGCUCGCAGCUUAUCUGCCGGCCGCCCUGCGCUUUCCGGCGCCUUUGGGAAGAUUCAGUUCAGGCAAGUCCCUCCUAGCUAUAAACAAAGGCCUCCAGCGCUACAGCCCGCUGGCCGGCGAGCUGCUGGGCGGCGUGCUGCCCGGCGCCGUGGGCUCGGAGUGGUGCAUCUUCGUGUACAACCUGGCGCCGGAGACGGAGGAGAACGUGCUGUGGCAGCUGUUCGGCCCGUUCGGCGCCGUGCAGAGCGUGAAGGUGAUCCGCGACCUGCAGACCAACAAGUGCAAAGGCUACGGGUUCAUCACCAUGACCAACUACGACGAGGCGGUGGUCGCCAUCCAGUCCCUCAACGGCUACACGCUCGGGAACAGAGUGCUGCAGGUCAGUUUCAAGACAAACAAGAUCAAGACGAUCUAAAUCGUCCCGGACUCGGCCUAGCUGGACGCUAGGACGGCACAGCAGGCACGCACCCAUACAUACACGUUAAUACGGCGGAGGACACCACCGGCCCGCCCCCAUGGAUCCGACCGGACUGCGUCUUCCCGACACGUCUUUGUACAUUCAUUGUAUAUUUAAUCGAUUUGCUCUUUGUACCUCUUUGUUCGGCGCUCGCCAUUUUCUCGCAAUUGGGUUAAGUGUUACGGAAAUCAAAAUGGCGGCCCGUUCCGCGCGCAUGUCCGGGUGAAAUGGCGACCGCCGACCGGGAGACCGAGCGCGCAAUAAUAUUUUAAGACGAAGAAGCAUCUAAUGCUGUAAUCGAUGACAACCAUACAUAUUAAAUAGUCAAUAACAUUGUGACGAUCGACUUCGCUUAUGAAAGGUUGUGGUUAUCGAGAAAUAGUUUUCGAUUAUUAAUAAAAUAAUUAGCAAUAAUAGCCUAAUGCUAUUGUCUCAUAGGCAAUCAUAUCUUAAUGAAGGCCGGCGCGGCUCAAGUCGAUAACGUUUGCCAAAUAGUAUAUAUGUCGCGGUCUCAGUCGCUCACAGUAUGAUACCUAGAUAAUAGAAGACCGGCCAAAGCCUCCGCCGCGAGGCUCGAUCCAUCUAAAAUAGAGUUAUUGUUAAAGAUUGGAAAAUAUAUAUUAUCUAUACUCAUAUUUUAAUCAUAUAUUAAUCUAAUUAAGAAUGAAAACUAAUCAAAAACUGUGAUAGGUUUUGAUAAAAUUUUAAAAAAUAAAUCUUGAAAAAUCUCGGGAUGCGAACUGAUUCGGCGUAGAGGGUGGCGUACGAUGAGCCGUUGUUUGAAUAUUACUAAUACUAUCUCUGGAAAGAAAAUGUUCAUAUUACGGACUUUUAUUAAAAGGCGUAAUACGUCGUAAUGGAAUUGCGAGGCCGCGUACGCCACCGAGGGCGUAGGUAGGUUAGUUUUUGAGAAACAUUUUGAGGUGACUAGAAAUCAGAUUACGCUUAGGGCGGAGUCGCGAGGCACGCGCAAUCAAAGGAAGAUGGGAAAAUCGAUUCAGCUGUGCUGGGUCGAGGAUGGGGGGGGGGGCGCCCGCGCGCGCCGCCCGCGCCAGAGCGAGACGGAAGACGGCUCGAGCCACACGGGUGAAAAGGAUGGUCCGUUCGCGGAACAAUGGUGCAUACUAGUCUAACGAUAUCGUUUCGUAAAUAAAUCGAUGUCUAAACAUAUUAUGAUCGGUACCUGCUAUAUUAAUAAUGUAUGGAUGCGACCCUGCGUCUAUUCGAAGUAGGCUUUAAUUGUCUUAGUUUAAAUGAAAAUUUGUAAAUAGAAAAAAAAAGUUGUUUAAAAAUAUAUAACAUAGAGCUCUCGCGUCAGAUACGCCACCAAACAGUAAUAACUUCAACCCGAAAAAACAUCGAACUUGAAUAGAUAUAUUAUCGUGCCGUCCUAACGACCCUACGAUUUUUGUAAAAAAAUAUAUACUUAAUAAUAUAUGUAAAAACAGUUUUGUAACAUUUCAGAUAUUAAUAAAUAGGUACGCAUUACUUACCAAAGAUGGAGAUUUAAAUUUACAAGUAUUUAUAUAUUUAUUAUAAAUGUAAAACGUGCAAUAACUGAUAGCCAGUAAUUUAAUAAAAAUAUAUUAAACAAAUGACUCGAAGAGGCGUUGGUAGACAUAAUGUCACGUGGGUUACUACGUGGCAGCCGUUUGUUUACUAUUUAUUGUAAACUUCGUUUAACCGAGCAAGCCACGAUUUCGAUUACUUUACCUAAUUACCAAAAAAUAUUUUUAAAAAAUCGCUUUAUUUGAUACAGCUUCAGGUAUGCUUAACAUUCCAUUUUAGUCAUAAUAUGUUUUAUUAAUUAUAUUAUUAGGUGUACUGUAUUAAUUUAGAUAAAUUGUGAGUUACCUUCUCGAAACCGUACGUCAUUCGGUCUUUAAAAAUGCAACUAUUGAAUUGUCAUUUAAAAGGCGUUUUAAAACAGAAUGACGUGUGGGAUCACUAAGUAAAUGUUUGAUUUAUUUAUUAUUAUGAUAUGGUACGUACUCGUAUGUAUGUACGUACGAACGGUUGAAAAACUGUAUGAGUGGUCGGAGUGUGAUGCACAAGUUUUGCAAACUAAUUUAUAAUAUUCUAUUGUAGUCGUCUCUUAGGUUUAAAAUAUAGUUGUUGUGUUUUGUGUUGUUUCGACUCAGCGUCUAUACUAGUCAUAUGUUCCGUAUAAACGGAAAUUAAUUGAUAUUUAAAAACUGAGUCGAAUUAAUGUUGAAGAAUAAUAAAAUAUAAUGAUAAUUUUCGACAAUCUUUGUUCUUAGAUUUACUCAUUCAUUUAGUGUAUGUGCAAUUAAUUGUAUUUUAUGUCUAUAUUUAUAGUAGGUGUGCAUUUAACUUAUUUAAUAUAAUUUAUAUUAUUAAAAUUCUUGAGAUAAAGGAAGGUGACCCAAAUUGAUUUAUUUAUUAGGGAAAAUAUAUCGGGCGAUUAAUCGACGUUAAAAACUUAAGUAUAUAAAAGUAAAUUAAUUUCAAAAACUAUUCGUGGGUACGUUUCUUUAUAAAAGAUUUUAAGUUACAUUUCAUUUCGAUUUCUUUAGUGUUAUUUUCGCAUUUUUGUGCAAAAAGUGUACAUUUGAAUCGAAACAAUAACACCAAAGUAUUGUAAUGAACUCAACGACUUGUUAGAUAAUAAAUAAUGUAAAUGUGAAAACGCAAGAUAUUUUGGAGUGAAAUGUAUGGAUUUUGGUAGAUGAUGAAAUAGUCACUUAGUGCUAAUAUUAGUAGAAUGUCUUGUGUUGCCCUCUUUUUCGGACAUAAUUAUUAAAAUAUAUUAAUGAUAAAUUAAUAAUAGUGCUCAAUAGCGUAGAGGGCGUGAGCCUGUUUCUAGAUUAAAGAAAAAAAAACUGGAAAAGCAAUAAUAAAAUAAUUGUGAAUUUUAAACCAUCGUGGACAGGUAGGUAUGCUACAAUAUAAUUAACUUAAUAUUUUUAUAUGUACUUUAAAUAUACUGUAAUUCAUAUCUUCAUAGAUGUAAUCGGGCGACUACAAAACGUUCUACUAAUAGUUGUGAUUGCGGCGUUCAUGACUAUCGACUACUUAUAUCGAAAUAUUGACGUAAUUUUAGAAAAAAUAAAAAGGCUGUUCAAAAGCAAUAAAAACACUUUUUGGAACUUUAAAAGGUUCUAUAAUUUUUUCAGAAAAGUACGUUCUGAAAUCGGUAGUCAUUAAUGCUUAUGAAUCGCAGCGUACUUGUCUACAAAACUAUUCGCAUAGUAUUGUAGAUAUCGAAAUAAGUAAGAACCCCGACAAGUGACAAGGGAUAAGCAGACCUAUUAUCAAUAGCAUAAAUGCUACUUUUUGAAUGGUGUUUUGAUGCAUUUUUUAAGAAAUGAAAAAAAAAAAUAAUAUUAAAAUAAACGUAAUUAUUGGCAAUUCAGAAACAAUACUCUAAUACGCAUAGGCUAAUUGACAUUGAGGCUGUGAAAUUAGCAAAAUAAAAAUAAAAUACACGUGACGAAUGAUCUUAAUUAAUAAAGUAUGGUAAUAAGUGGAAUCACAGAAUGGCGGAGUAUUUUUGUAAUAUCCAGUAGAAAUGCAAUGUGAGAGUUUGGCUUGUACUACGCCUUUCAUUGACUUCGAUAGAUCUCGCCUGUCAAGACACAGGGCCCGCUCCAGGAGCGUGCACCUUUGACAUUGGUUUACACUCAGAUGACAUUUCUACUUUCGUUCUGUGGGAGGAAUCAUGCAAUCACGCGUACAAACACAAGGUUAAUGGCCCAUAUUUAAUAAGUAAAUCAAUUGACUAAUCCGAUGAUAUUGCGUGAACCGUUGACUGUCCAAAUAAAAUAGUAAUGGGAAAAAAUAGCAUUUUCUAUGCAGUAAGCUUAAUCAUGGUGUAUAGGUGAUAAGGAAUGGCUUUAGUCUCGGGCAUAGGCACAAAAUACUAAAAACAAUGGCCGAGUCCUACGCUAUUCCAAUAGUUAAGACACAAAUUGAAGAAAUGAAAUCUUCCAUAGGAAAUAAUACGUAAGUUAAAUGUCCGCGGUUGAAAAUAUUUCAGUUGUCAGUUGUGUAUCGAUACUUAAUGCGCCAACUCUAGUCAAAUGCUCAAUAUUUAAAAAUGCAUUUAGUGUUGCGACGCAACUGCGCGGUCGAUAGGUUGAAAUAUUUUACGUCGCGCACAAUUCGAGACAUCGACUAAAUGUGUUACUAUUACUUCAUAAAUCAAAAUGCUAGUCAAAUUAUUGCAUUGCACAACACCUACUCUUUUACGUUGGGAUGGCUAUAUUAUUGUAAAACUAUUAAAACUAUUUAAUAUGUUUGCUCAUCAGGUACUUCCUCGUCUUUUGGAUCUGUUUCUCUAGUAGUUAGCUUAGCGUACGCCUCUUGAUAGUUUUAUAUAGUAUAGCCGAUUCCACGUCAGUUUUACCUCCCUAUCUCAUAUUCAUUACCAUUGUGAGAGCAUACGACAGUGUUACAAAACCGAGCCAAUUGCUAUCACUAAAAAUAUAAAUAGAUUCUAUAAAACAGUUCUAUAUACUAUAAGAUUUUCACCCUCUAUUCAAAUUACAUAGUAUUUUUUAAAAUUCUAAUCAAGUUGUCGUUGCCGUAUGUAAUCGCGCAAUCAUUAUAGACAGUGAAAAGAAAAAAACCAGAGCGGAAAGGAUUAAAAUUGUACUGUUGGUGAAUAAAUUAUAUUGGACGUAAUUUUCAAUUUUAGCUUUCGGCUGAACAAUAUAUUGCAAUAAAUAUGUAAAUAAACAGGCAACGGAGCAGCUUCGGGUAAAUUACCGAAUAGUUUCGAAUUUAAAAGAAUAUUAAUAAAAAGUAAUAUCAUGUAAUAUCAAUUUCACUGUCUAUUUAUUAGGUUAUUUUCGGUGUUGAUUCCUCUUUACUGCAUAACGGUUCGUUCCCAUUACGUAAGUUCAUAACUAUUGAACAACGAAACUACCGCACCCUAAAUAGCCGCAUGAAUUAUAACGUUAUUGCCAUCUACGUAAACAUAAUACUAAAUCUAUUUUCGUAAUAUUAUUUAGGCCUAAAUAAUUAUAGGCUUGAACCACAAAACAAUCACCAUUUGUCCUGCGUGUGUGACAUUAAGGCUAAGGUUACAUCUGGACAAAAAAUCGCGGCGUAAAACCGCUACAUUGAAAUCUUAAUAAAUUAGGUAAUUACUUGACUACCCAGAUUUCUCCUUAGUCUAAGCAUGCAACACUGAUGCGUUUGCCAUUUGUACAACUGAAACGGCAAAAACCUAAGUGUCUGUUACCGGCGACCCAAUUUUACAGAGAUUUUAUUGUCAGUUGGGUUUCUGGUGACACGAAUGUAAUCAUUCAGGUACAGGUGCGACGAUUUAUGAGCGCUUGUUAUAGGAGUUAGACGGGAUAUGCGCGAAAGUAAGUUUGUAUACAAAAUUACUUACUGCGUAUAUUCUUCCUUUUGCGAGAGCUUAUAAGCUGUCGCGCUACAUGUAGGUACCUUACUCGACAUAGAACGUUGCGUUUCUCCGCCAAUGUCACAACUAAGGACAAUCAUACGUUAUAUUACUUGUAUGAGAUAAUACGGGGUGGGAACAAACUUGUAGUGUAAUGCAGAGUAGCAUGUGAUACCUUACAUUAUUGUAGUUCAUUCAUACUCCCAUAAAUGGCCAGAAGGUUACAAAAUGGUGUUGAAAACCCCAACUUCCAAUUUGUAUAAGGCUAGCGAGUAAUUAGACAAAUGCAAAGUAAGAUAAAAUUAAGAAUCUCAAAGUAUUGUGUAAGUAUUUUACCAAACUUCAAAAUAAGUACUAAAAGCAAUCAUAUUUAUAAAAGGGAAAGAAAUAUCUGUCAGCUGAUUUCCUGUUACCGCUGACUACACUUUGAUACAAAGACGUAUUUUAUAAAACGUGCGUAAAUUAUUAAAAAAAUAAAAUAAAGAUCUUCCGGUAUAUAAAAUCGACGACGUUUAAUUUCGUCUAUGGUUAAUUAAAUAUUAAGAUGUAGGUGUCUGUGUUGAACGUACUAACAGAUUUAGUUGAUAUUGUACGCAAGAGUGAUCCGUACCGGCAAUUCUAGUUCAUAAAAUAAAUGCAAUUGUAUCCGUAAUUGUUCGUGCGGAUUAGUCUUGCGCUUUAUACCUAAGAGUUAGGUAUUUCUAUAUUCUUAUUGUGUCUGUUUAAACGAUUACCUCUACUUGAUUAUAGCUUUUGUGAAGACGUUUGAUUUGCACAAGAUACCGUAGUGAGAAUAAGAUCGAGGCUAAACCUGACUUUCGUAGCGGCUUGUAGAGCUCGUGUAUCCUACGCCUAAGGUCUGAUCGUACACUUACGUACAUCUAUCACCACAAUUAGAUAACCCGAUUUAUAAUAAAUAUUUAUGAUAAACAGAGUAAAACGCUGCAUAAAGAUUUGUAAUUUUUAUUGCCGACUUGAAAUAGUAUUGGAAAAGCCUGUCAAGUUUCAUGGGUUCUGCUUCUAAUAGUAACGUGACAGUAUCUACUGUACAUAAAUACUUCAGAACAUAACUAAAAAUUAAAUUAAAUAAAAUAACAUUCCAACCAGGGGUUAAGGUGACUGUUCUAUGACGUCGGUAAUAAAAACGCUAUGCUUUCGCAACGUAUAUAAAAUAUAAAUUAUGGAGGUGUAUUAGUAGAUCAAUUAUGAUAUCCUAAAACAAAAAAUACUCCUAAUGCAAAGCUUUAAACAACAUUGUUACCAUGAUACGCUACUAUGCUCGUCCGUCUAACAAAUUGUUAUAGUAAUUUGUGUAGUAGCGUAGACUUUGUGAUAGUUUAUUAGAUCACUGUUAGUCAAGGCAAAGGGUACACGGUUGAGAAAAAGCCGCUAUUACUACAGAAAGUUCUGAUGCUAUGCGAUAAGCAAAGCAAUUUAAGUAUCUUAACGAGUUGUCACUUUACACAAUAAAAAAUAUUAAUUCUUUUCCUACAAUCGAGUUAUAACUCUAUGUUCGUAAUUACAACGUAUUAUAAAUUAGGAACGUAUUUUUGGCUAGAUAUGCGGGUAGUGCGGCACCAGAGUACAAAACUGUAAUUUUGUGCGUGUAUAAAAUAUAUUUUUUAAGUUUAUAGUAAAUAUGAUAAUUAUUGUGAUCAACUCGUUAUGAAACUUGGAUUUUCCAAAGUAACUCAGUUUUAGUGUCGUCUUACAGACUUUAUAUAUGACCUUAUUAUGUUUCCUAAAAUAGAGUGCGCUAUACCAAAUGAAUGUGGUAGAAGAUUAUAAUUAUAUAGCGCUAUUUUAUUUUUGUGAGACCCACUAAGUAAAUAUAUAAGGUCCAUUAGACUAAAUGUUGUUCCCUAUAUUUUUAAGCCUGUGGUUUUCCAAAUUCGCACUUGGCCCUACCGGCUGAUAAUUAAAUUGAAAAUGCGUUUUGGAAAAUCGCAACACACCGUUCUUUCUUUAAAGUUCGGUAUAGACAUUUUUGAAAAUACUCAUUCCUAAAAAUAAGGCAUUAUUAACCAAAUAUUUACAUCUGUAGUGGUUACUUGGCUGUUUUAAGUAAUUUAUUCAUUAAUUAAUAUUUUCACGUAAUUUAUGUGUCUAUAAUUAUUAAUUUAUUGGAAUUAAUUAUAAUUGAAUAAAAAAAAUAAUGAAAAAAUUGUCACAUUCUCUUCACUUUAUACAAUAGUUUUUACAAUAUGAUAUUUAAUAUCCUCAAUGGUUGUAACUAUACAUUUCUUGUUCUAAAUAUAUAAAAAA
Messenger RNA from Bicyclus anynana (squinting bush brown), 8910 nucleotides. Its product is annotated as protein elav-like. Gene Ontology annotation, molecular function: RNA binding. The transcript has a single exon. Bases 168 to 1229 code for a protein of 353 amino acids. The record is from RefSeq and is a predicted model, not a curated record. Lineage: Eukaryota; Metazoa; Arthropoda; Insecta; Lepidoptera; Nymphalidae. Gene Ontology annotation, cellular component: ribonucleoprotein complex.